AUGUUUAUUUUAUCAAUUGUUUUUCAACAGAAUUCACUUCAUCAUUAUGAGUUUUGGACAUUGAAUAAUAGUUUACAUUCACCAUGGCCAUCAAUUGAAGUAGACCAACUAGCAAAUUGGUUGAUUGAGAUGAAAUCAAUGAUUGUAAAAAAAUCAUCUACUUUUCCAAAGUCAAUAUGUACAUUAUCACAUUCCUUUUCGUCCAAGUCUUCAUCAUCAUCAUCACGUUCUUCGUAUUCUUCUUCGUCUUGCUCUUUUUGUUCUUCUUGUUCUUCUUGUCCUUCCUCAUCAUCUUCAGAAUUUACUGGACCUAAUGAAGAACAAUUGAAUGGUAAAUGUAAUAAGAAAUCAAAAUGUUGUUUGCUUGACCUUAGAUAUAAACAUAAACUUCCAAAUCAACAAAAAAUGAUCACUUUAUCAAAGUUGAAAAUGAAUCCUCAACAUUUCUUUAUUAUCGAUUAUCGUUAUCCACACGAAUGUAACGCUGGACAUAUUUAUAUUGCUAUUCAUUUAUCAGAUUGGCCUGAACUUUAUAAAUAUUUUUUUGGUAUAAAACGACAAUCUAUUGAAACUACUGAAAUGGAUUUAAGUAACUCAUUAUAUUCAACGGAACAACUGAUUAAACCAAAACUAUCUCAUACUAUAUUUAUAUUAUAUUGUGAAUUUUCUACAAAACGUGCACCACAAUUAUUUUAUCUCUUGCGUAAUCAUGAUAGAGCAUUACAUUUCACUUCAUAUCCUGCAUUAAAAUAUCCAUUUGUUUAUAUAUUACAUGGUGGUUAUUCAACUUUUUAUAAAAAUUAUCCUUAUUUAUGUGAACCUUGUAAUUAUUUACAAAUGCAUAGUAGACCAGAUCUUUUAAGUAUUUGGUAUAAACAUUGUAAACUGGUUAAUAGACAAUCGAUGAAUCCUAAUUCACAAGUAUAUCCUGAUAAAAAUCAUAAUGAAAUGUUAAACACACACACGCGCAUCAAUCAAUCAACGAAUCGACACAUUAAAGUACCACUCAAAAGUAUUACCAAUCUCUUUCAACAAGAAUGA
Molecule: messenger RNA, 1041 nt
Organism: Schistosoma curassoni
Lineage: Eukaryota; Metazoa; Platyhelminthes; Trematoda; Strigeidida; Schistosomatidae
Source: the annotation of a GenBank genome assembly